Pangasianodon hypophthalmus (striped catfish) is the source of this 4113-nucleotide messenger RNA. RefSeq names its product armadillo like helical domain containing 4. The record is from RefSeq and is a predicted model, not a curated record. The transcript has 8 exons. The coding region runs from base 574 to 2502 and encodes 642 amino acids. Lineage: Eukaryota; Metazoa; Chordata; Actinopteri; Siluriformes; Pangasiidae.
CAGCGAUUUCUGGUGCCACAGUGAUGGCUUAAUGAAAUGGGUUCAACAUGUCACCAGAAGCUGAUUCAGAAAUCUAAUAGAUUUAAUAGAUUGCACUUGUAUGUUUUGAUUAGUAGAAAUGCCUCCUAAUAAACGUGGGAAUAAUUAGAUUUAAAAAAAAAAAAAAAAAAAAAAAAAAAGCAGUUGUAUAAGAUGAUCCUGGAUACAAACAACUGGGUGUUGUCUCAAUAAAAGCGAGAUAUUGUGAACUUUUUUGGGGGGAGUGGGGGGAGUGCAAUCUUAAAUCAGGAUUCAGAGCUGUGUGGGGUUUUUCUCGGCAUGGCGCAGCAUCCGGAGCUCAUAAACCACAACAACACUGCCAAUCCCGUGUACGUGUCCACAGCCAGAGGGAUAUGAUCUGGAGCACUGGAUCGGAGGUGUUUCUGGACUUCUACAGAAUGAGGUCGACAGGCUGAUUUUAACACACAGUGAGUUCUGGAUGUGUCCAACUAUCCAUCCAUAGGAGCCUCUAAAAGUCCCUUAAUCUCUGUCUUCUCAAGCCCACAAAUUUACGUACUCAACAGUCAGUUAAGAAUGCCGCACCGUGUGCUAGUCCAAGUUCUCUUGUUGGUUGGGGCAUGUUUCUCCACUUGGGCUGCCCCAUUAAGGAGCACCUCGUCGCCACAGGAAAGACGCUGUGAUAGAACAGAGCAACGAUCAAGAGACACCAGUGAACAUCCAGCAAGCCACCAUGAUGACAAGAUGUGUAUAAUCUCUUCUACACACCUGGCCUCAUCCCCUCUUGUACAAGAACCUAGAGGAACAGCAGAUGUCUUAUCCAGUGCCAAGCAUGAAGACAUGAAGAUUGCAGUGAAAGAUGCCAUCCUGGGACACAGUAGGCAGAUAGAGUUGUUUCAGAGAAGUGCUAGAUCUUAUGCACAAUACCAUGAAGAAAGCGCUGAGCCUACUGAUGAGAGUUCGGCUGAGGAAAAGAAUCAGAAGUUUUUACCUGCAUCUCCAUAUGAAUCCCUUCCUCUUGUGGACCAUACAGGAGGACCUGGCAAUGAAAAUACGGAGAAAGAGCUGUCCACAUCUCCAGAGAAUUAUGCUGAGCAGAAAGUAGGGCCAUCUAUAUUGCCAAUCCAGCUGAGGACAGACAGUCCUGCGCAGACACAAGUUACACUGGGAAACAGUGACUACAUCAGCUUACAUUACAGUGAUAUAGAAGAAGAUAAGGGGACUGUACAGCCUCUAACGAAACCUCGCCCAUUGAAACAGGAGGGAGGAUGGGAGGUAAAAAGUCAAUUUGAUGAGCUAAAGAGUUCAAGAGGAAUCUCAACCGAAUCCUCAUUCUCUGCCCAUGCCUCUGUGAGCCAGUAUCCCAGGAACGUCAAUCCAGCUGUUACAGCUCUAACCACUUCAAGCAGUUACGAUGGACAGACUGGAGGAUCUACACAGGACAAAGCGAGAGCAGCAGAGGUAAACUUGUUUACAGCUGCAGAGCAAGAUAAAGCAUUGGUGCCUGGACUACUGCAGCCUGACCUGACCCUCAGUUCCAGACUGGCAGAGCUUGGAGACACCUGGACAGAACCAGUCCAUUUACAAGGAGUAGAAGAAGCGAGUGUGUUGCCCUUGUUACAGGAAGUGGGCACAGAGGCAACCAUGUCUUCUGAAGACCUCCCCUUGAUCUUUGAGCCGCUUGAUGUCACACCAUCCAGUAGUUCAGCGCUGGCCGAGCUGUCUGUCGCCAUGGUGCCCGCAACGGGGAUGCUCGGGGAGACCGAGCUAGAGCAAACACUCUCCGUGGAUACAGACCACAGUCCUCAUCAGUCUUUUCCGGGGCCUUCGGAUUGGCCUUCACCAUGGCAGAUGUCAGGUGCUGAGAACUCGGAUACUGUCUCGUCAUCUCAAAUGCCAAUCAGCGGGCCUUUCUCUGAAGCAGACGUGGAGCGUGAUGAGAGGACUGAGAGGUUACAGAAUACAGAUGGCCUCCCAACAUCUGUGGAUGUGCUUCGUUUGUCACCUUCUCCUGUGUCAUCCACCACACAGAAGGUUGCAGACAUCAAGUCGACUCACUCAGCAGUGUUGAAACCAAUGUCAGGGCUGGAGGAACUGGAAUCUCAAGAGAAUGAGGAUGAAGAGGAUGAAUAUGCAGAUGAAUCUGAGGAGGAAGAAGAGGAAAGUGAAGAGGAGUUGACUGAGGUUCCUGUACAUACUCCUACACGUCCUCCUUACAUCCUCAUCCCUCCUCCUCCAGUCUGGGGGCAGAGGAACCAAGGCCUCAUACGCAGCUGGGUUAAGCUGAUUCGAGAAAAGGCUGGCUAUGUUUCUGGGAUGUUGGCACCUGUGGGCAUCGGUAUAGCUGGGGCACUACUUAUUGUUGGAGCUCUUUAUGGCAUCAGGCUGAUCCAUCGCAAGAGGAGGGACAGCCUGAAGCACCAGAGGAGAAAGCAACCUACAGAAGUUAAAAGUGGACCAGACCAAGCAAUGCUACUAGCUGAUAGCUCUGAAGAUGAAUUUUAAAUGACUCAAAGAAGAAUGUCUGUCCCCACAAUCAUUUUAAAAAGGCUUCAACCAUCUCAAAAUUCUACAAGUCCUAACAACACAUAUUUGGAAAAACUUCAGUAUGUGAAGUUAAUCUCACCCUUAUUAUUAACACAUCUAUUAAGGCACAUUUUACUAUAUUUAAUGUCACUCAAUCAUCAGCAGAUUUCUAUGGGUUAAUAUCUCUACAAAUAAUUGAAGUGCCAGUUUGGCCACAAAAUUUAGUGAAUUUGGCCCCAAAAGUAGUAGUCGAUCAGCCAAGAAAUACCUGCAGGGCUCCCAAGUGAGGAGAUUGCAAGUUCCAGACAAUGCCACAGCCAUUGUCCAAAAAAAAAACAACAAAAAACGAAUUGGCCAUGGGGAGGGAAGGAUAGCGUUCUCUCUCUCUCUCUCCUUUCAAUCACCAGCAAAUCAUGGUCGUCUCUCCUCAAGUAUUGAAUAUCAUUUGUACAAGCAUCAAACUUAGGUGAACAAUAUGACCAAAGCGAUAUUAUAUGUUAGAAAUGAUUUGGAUGAUAAUACAUUUCCAAUUUGAUUUGUGUAUUUAAUUUUCAACACAGACUUAUUCUUCUAUUUUAUGAAACUGUUUAUACAGUAUGGAUGGAUUUACAUAGAGAGCUAUGUCUUUUAAAGCAAGUACUUGGUGAUGUAGACAUCCAUGCUCACUGCUAAACAGGAAGCUGUAAGUCUUCCUUAAUUUUUAGCGACAUUUUCCUUGUACAUUCAGUCAGGGUAAAAGUCUUUAAAAUGGUUGAGGUUUGAAACUUGCUUUAUUUUUGGAAAAUGCUUGUUUUUUCCAUUAAUGGAUUAAUACACGGCAUUCCAGCUAUAUUCCAAAAAAGCAAAAACAAAUCCAUUUUACAGUUGCAUUAUUUUACAUCUAGUGGGGUUUUGAAAGUGCACAUUGUGUGUCCACUGAUCUUACAGUACCGAUAUUUCUCAAAGGACACGACUGGAAUAUUAGCAUUUAGACUCUAAUCUGUUGCUAUGGCUGGAGGAAUUAAACAGCAAAGACUAAACACACAAAAUGUACUGCAGUUUCUACAAGAAAGAAGUUAAUAUCAAAUUAUUCUAGAAAUUAAAUUAUAGUUAUAGUUAAGUUACAUACUGACAGUUAGAUAACAUGAGGUUACAGCAUUUUGCCAAAGGCAUGUGACGUAUGAUCUUAAAUCUUAAUCUCUGUUACUGAAACAAUAGGAAAAGCUGUACUGGAUUGUCGACCUUGAAAGUGCUGGAAAAAAUAUAUUUCACUUUUGAAAAGCUGCUCAAUACACGUGUCUUGGAUGAUCGACUACAUUUGAGGUAAUGAGAAAAUUUGUGUAAAUUUUUUUCAUUUUUGGCCAAACUGUUCCUUUGAAUAUGAAGGUGUAUUCUUGGAAUUGUGCAGAUUUCAUUUUCCUAUUUGUAAAUACUGACUGCAAUCCUACUGUAUUUAGAAUAGAUCAAAUCAUUUUUGUGUGCAAUGCUCUUUAAGAGAAAACCUACAUCAUUUACAAAAGGAAAAAGUUUCAUUAUUCUUUUUUUUUUUUGAUGCAGCUGCUUAUGUAAUGGUAGUACAUUUCUAAGUUUUUGCUAGUAUAAGUGUCGGGU